Messenger RNA from Pogona vitticeps (central bearded dragon), 1322 nucleotides. RefSeq names its product RBPJ interacting and tubulin associated 1 (gene RITA1). The record is from RefSeq and is a predicted model, not a curated record. NCBI's taxonomy places the organism in Eukaryota, Metazoa, Chordata, Lepidosauria, Squamata, Agamidae. Gene Ontology annotation, cellular component: nucleus; cytoplasm. Gene Ontology annotation, molecular function: tubulin binding. Gene Ontology annotation, biological process: Notch signaling pathway; nuclear export; negative regulation of Notch signaling pathway.
GGGGGGCAGGAUCAGGCCCUUCUGGCGGCUGUCAGAGGCGCGAUCCCUCGCGAUCAGGCGGGGUUGCGCGCGUUUCCCUGGCAGCCAAAGGCAACCAAGGGCCAAACCCCUGUUGCACUAGAGGAGGCCCAUAGGAUCUGGUGCUAUGUGUUCUGGUAUGCUCAUAAGAAUGGCCAUAGGCGAGUGAGAAGCUGUAACCCCGAACAGCAUCCGAGUCCCCAGACCUGUGACACAGCUUUGGGUGAUACAAGCGUGAUCACGAUCCCGACUCGUCGGUUGCCUGCCGAGGUGGAUGGCCCUUUCUGUCGCGGCGUGCCUCGGUCGGAUCCAUGAAGACCUCAGCGGGGUCGGGAAGCGAGACUCCCCAGCCGCCGCGGAAGGGAAGAGGCUCCCGGACCAAGGCCAAAGCCUCCUACGUGGAUGAGUCGCUCUUCGGCAGCCCGGCUGGGCACCGGACCGUCGGAACCGAGUUCGAUCCACCGUGGGUGGAUAAUAAAGCCAGGGCUCCAAAACCCUUGCUUUGGAGCCCAGAGAGCAACUCUUCAAAAACCUCUUCACUGGCUACCACUCCACGAAAGAGAAACAAAUACAGACUGAAAAACCACACCCCGUCCUAUUGUGAUGAGACCCUCUUUGGACCCAAACCAGGGGGACAAGAAUGGGCAGCUUCCUGGACGGCCAGGUGUGAGGUGGCCAAGCUCCGCCCUUUGCUUUGGACUCCGCCUUCUGCCCCCAGAGACCCUCCGGUCCUUUCCUCUCACCCAAAGGAGGCGCCGCUGAGAGCCGUUCAUCGGGAUACGCCUCGCUCACAGGGACAGGAAGGAUCCGGAGCGCGGUACGGAGAACAUGCUUUUCGGAAACAACCCAAGAGCUGCUCUGACGGAGUCAACCAGGACGUCUCAAGGAGGCUGCGGUCUCAGUCCCUUACCAGGCUAGAUGGUGCCUCGGAUCGGCUUCCGUCAUCUGCUGGGAAGCCGAGAACAAGCAAGCCCAAGGAACAGCUUUUUCCAGCAUCCUCCAGGGGGUCUCCAUCUGAACACUCUACCAAGGGUUUGUCUGGGUCAUUGUCAGCCAGGAUGACGAGAGCAGCAAACGCUGGUAAAUCGAGGCCUCCCUGGAAAUAAACUAUACAAAAGUAAGGUGCUAAUGAAAUGUCAGCAAAGGGUCCAAUGUUGUCUGGGGAAGCUGUGGGUGUUUUUGAUUCCAUCUCUGCCUGAAUUCUCUUUGCCUGCUGAAUGGUUUAGGCAUAUCUGGCUGCAGAGGGUGGGAUUCCUAUUUCCCACUGGGUCUCCUUGGACUCGAUGAUCUUCUAGUUCUGAAGU